AAUUAAUUCUCAUCUUCAACUCAAUAAGCUCUAUUAGCUAUAAUACAUAGCACACUUACUUAGUGAGUCAAUUGAAGAACCCGAAAACCCUAGUGUGUGAUAUGGCUUCCAACAAAGCUAGUUCCUCCAUUGCUCUUUUCCUCAUAAUCAAUGUUCUCUUCUUUGCACUUGUCUCCGGAUGCGGAAACAAGUGUAAUAAUAGACCCAGUCCUAAUCCAAACCCUAACCCUUCAGGUGGUGGAUCAUGUCCACGUGACGCGCUCAAACUCGGGGUGUGUGCCAACGUUCUCAACGGUUUGUUGAAUGUAACUUUGGGGCAGCCACCGGUGACUCCUUGCUGUUCCCUCCUCAACGGCCUCGUCGAUCUUGAAGCCGCCGCUUGCCUCUGCACCGCCCUUAAGGCAAAUGUUUUGGGCAUCAAUCUCAACCUUCCCAUCUCCCUCAGCUUGCUCCUCAAUGUUUGCUCAAAGAAAGUGCCACAUGGCUUCCAAUGUAACUAAGCGCUUUGGUGUUGUUGAUUCAUGCAUGUAUGCAUGCUAUAGUUGUGCUUUCCUAUUAGUGUUUGUUUUUCGAUUCUAUUACUUAUUGGUGUGGGAUUGGUUGUUGUAUGUACGUGCAUGGUUGAUUACCGACUCGUUAUCAACCUUUAAUUUUCAGUUUAUUGUAUGUUGCAAUGCGUUGUAUUUUUACCGUGUAUUUGAGAUAGUUUAUGUUCUUUAUUUCAUUGAGAAAUAAUAUACGAGGAGUGUUAGGAGA
This is a messenger RNA of Arachis duranensis, 756 nucleotides long. Its product is annotated as 14 kDa proline-rich protein DC2.15. The record is from RefSeq and is a predicted model, not a curated record. The coding region runs from base 102 to 500 and encodes 132 amino acids. The transcript has a single exon. Lineage: Eukaryota; Viridiplantae; Streptophyta; Magnoliopsida; Fabales; Fabaceae.